Cygnus olor (mute swan) is the source of this 6370-nucleotide messenger RNA. It is a transcript of the gene CCDC148, whose product is annotated as coiled-coil domain containing 148. Bases 4502 to 6256 code for a protein of 584 amino acids. The transcript has 16 exons. Lineage: Eukaryota; Metazoa; Chordata; Aves; Anseriformes; Anatidae. The record is from RefSeq and is a predicted model, not a curated record.
CUACCGGUGAAGAAAAGCAAUUUCAUUCUAACUGGUAUUAGUCAUACAGUCAUAGCUUUUCUUAUUUGUUUUGGCACCCAGAGCAGCCAGUACAUUAUCUAACUUGGCUGCUGUGUAUCACAGGUCAUCAAUUCCCACCCAUUUAUUACUGUCCCAAGCCCAGUAGGGACAAAAUGUGUUGUGGAAAGGCACCCUGUUUCAUCUUGCCAAAACAAAGAGCUGCAUAGUGUACUGAUUCUUCUAAUUUCCUAUUCCAUUAGCUAAUAGUAGGCUUUGUCAAAUACUUGUUUAAACUCAUAUAUCAAUUUUGGGAUCAACAACAAACAAGUACUGUUUCUCUUUAUUCAUCUUCUUCAGGAUGUGACUUGAAAGUAAGAUAUCUUUUUCUUUUCAUUCUUAGUGUCAUCUGGAAGGCACUGAUUCCAUUAUGUUUGCAAAUCAUAUAAAGAGUCUAAUGGCAUCUUUUCCUUCUGAAUCUUCCUUUUUUUUUUUUUUUUUCUGAGCCUUAAAUCUGAUCUCGUAAAAGGAUUGUACUUGUUUUCCAGCUUUUUAGACAAGCCGCUUAGUUAACGAGUAUUUGCUGGUUAUUUUGCUGCUUAUGUGCUGCUUCGGUCUUCCAAGUCGUGAAUAUGUUUUUCUGCUUCAUUUAAUCUAUCCCAAACUUAAUCCAACUUGGAGGUUUUUUUAUUCUGCAUAUGUUCAGUCCUUGCAGAAGCACUGUUGUGACAAUCUUUAAUUUUAGUGAUUGUUUCACUGUUUGCAAGAUUGCCUAGGUUUUCUCAUUUGAUGUAACCACACAGGAACUGUGUCUGUGGUUAAAGAGUGGGAACUGUUGACACAGAAGGCUUGCUCCUUAGAAAUGUGGGAUUAUAAACAUAAUAUCGCUCACAAAAACAGUGUUGUCUUUGUCCUUCUUUUUUUUUUUUUCUGGAACCUGUUUGUCUGUAAUCUCUUACAGAUGCCGAAAUUACAAAGGUUUGGAGGAAAAUAACUGGAGGAGAGAGUAAUGCUCAUGGCAGGCUAACUGAACAAAUGAGCAGCUGUUUAGCAUUCACAAGGGAAAUCAUUUAGAUGUGUGGGUUUUUCCCCCCAUCAUUAAAACCUACAAUUUGAUUUCAAAAGUUACUGCAAGCCAUUGUGUUGAUGUCACAGCAACUCAGUCAAUCAUGAUACAAUUGACUUUGGGUAAUUUGUAAACUGUAAUUUCAUUUGGUUUAAAAAGCAGUAAAUGUUCCCAUGCUUUUUUGUUAUUGAAGUGUGGCAGCUAAUAGAAGAUGUAUUUCUGAAGAAGUAGUGGAGUGACAUUUUGCUGUUUCAGUGAGAGUUUUUACAAAAAUACUGUUUCAGAUGGUGGCAUAUAAAAUUAUUGCUCUACUGUCAGUAAAGAUUUCACCCUUCCUGUUUAAAAAUAUUUUUUUAAAAACAGGGAAAACUGUUUGGAUGCUACCUGUUUAUUUGCAUUUCUACCUUUUUUUUUUUUUCCUCUUUCAUGGCUUUGCAGAAUCUAGAAUCAAAUGUUCAUACCUGAUGCUUCAAAGUGCUCAGCACAAUCACCAAGCUGCUGAGUGCACAGCCCCGUCAGUCUGACUGCAGCGGAAAGGGACAAUGCUACCCUGUCACGAUACCUCUCCAGCUUUCCUUGUGCCAGCAGACAAGAUUGUGCAACUAUGCAGUGAGCUAGCAUACAAAAUUGAUCCAGUUUUCCCAGAAACGUCCCCACAACAUAGAUUUUUUUCUUCAAUUUCCUGAUCCAGCUCACUGUUCUUGCCUUUAAUGCCCGCACUGCGCUAUCUGCACGCAGCCAUGUGCAGAGGGAACAGGGACCUGCCUUUUGGCAGUGAUGCGGGAUGUUCUGCCCUGGGCACCUCUUCCAGCAAAAGUGAGGUUUGAGGAACACCAGCUUGCUGGACCACAGUAUAAACGCAGUUGCCAAUUUGAUUCAGGUUUAGGAAAAGUAACCUUUCCUCAGCAAGACGAAAGGCUCCCGUAUGAACCUACUGACCCAGCUCGCAGCCCGGCACUGUGGGUGGUUCUGAUGGCACUGCGGGGGAGCAGCGCACAGCAGUGGGCAGCGGGGAAGAAGUGCCCGGUGAAGGGAAGUCCUCACGUAAGCUUUGCUGCUGAAGCUAGCAAGCUGGGGGACCAGGCUUCAUCGCACGCGCACCUGGAAGUCAGGGCUGCUCGUGACGGAGCAGCAGCUCAGCCGCAGCCAACAGAAGAUGCGGCCAGGGGGUGCAAGGAGAAGCUGGGGUGGGGCCUUGUAAAGGAAAUGAUUAGCAGCCACUCUCUUCUCUGCGUUUUCAUGUCCUAAGCUUGUAAGUAAUUUCUGUGGAAACUAGCAACCUAUUUAAAAAAACAAACAACGACAACAAAAGGAAAAACAAAAACCAACAGCUCUGGAGAGCUGAGUUACCAGUGUCUGCCCAAGGACAGGUGAAGGCCUGCGAAGAUACUUUGCAGUUCCUGCUGACUGCAAUGAUUCUCAAGCUGGUCAAGAUAGAACUAGGCUGUGUUUGUGGCCUGGAAAAAAUGUUGAGAAAUUUACCAAACUGUAAUCUACUUUGUCAAUCUAGGGAUGCAGAAUUUCAAGCAAAUGUAGAGAUCCUUAUGAAUAGAGGUAGCAAAAGAUACAGAUGCAAAAAGAUUUAUUUUUAUUUAUGGACUCUACUUUUCCAAGGGUUGUAGAUAAGAACCUUCCUGAAAAACAUGUUUUUUGUGUGAUAUUUGACAACAUUAUACAUUAAUAUAAAGUGAGGGUGUGCCAAAUGCUUCCCUGCACAAAACUCUGCAAAGUUGGCAUAGCAGAAAUGGCAGAAGCUGCACAAUGUGUUUCCGAUCUUUCUGACAAAAUAAGCUGCAGUGGCUUCUAAAUCACAUGGAUUAUCUGUCCCUCUGUCUUGCUGUCUCUUAGGCUGCAGACAAAUCUACUUCUCUGACUUGAGCUAUCCUAGUGUCAGGCAAAAAUCUGCUAGGCUAGGUAAAGGUAAGGUGAUGCCGUCUGUGGUGCCAGUGCUAACUUGCAAGGUCCUGCUUCCUCGUCCUCCUCCCUGCAAUGGCUCUUAGCCCUGUUUGUGUGUCUUCACCUUCAGCUUGGCUUGUGAAGCAGACUGUUAAACAUGGAGAGGGCUGCUGCUGAACUGCUUGUGAGUAUGACCAUAAAUGUGUGAAUCAUCACAGCUGAGAGAACUGUGGGUUUUGUUGGUGUACAAGAAAAAGUAUCUCUGCCUAAGGAGGAGUGGGACUUAAUCAAACACCAUAUGUUCUUGCUGUACCCUUAUACUCGCUGUGUGAACUAAGCCAGUUGGCUUCUACCUGAAGUCAUUUAAGAAAUGUUUACACAGAUCGGUCUGUCAGCAGAGCUGUGGGGAGGAAGACGCCAGCAGUGGGUCAGUGAACUUUUCUGUAUUUCUUUUUUUAAAUUAAAAAUAGCAGUAACAAAGCUAGCAUGAAAAUGGAGUAGGUGGAAAUUCUUAAACUUAAAAUACUCCACAAAAGGCAAGAGCAAAGACAGGAGCAUGUGGCAGAAGGUGAGGACAAUUUAAAAUCACCUGUUUCGUUCCGUAAAACAAAGAAUUGGACUCCUGUCUCCUUCCCGACAAUUUGGGCUUUAGGUAGUUAAUGAAAAUAAACCUGUUGUGACUCUGAAAAUGGUAUCUUUCUAACUGUUCAUUUUGCAGCACUGGAGCCAAAAUCGCAUCAGUGGUUUACCUGAUGAUCAAUGGGGCUGUGAUUUAAUCACAGUACUCCAGAUACUUUGGACAGAAUUUUUAAAUCCAGUCUUCAGUAAUUUUUUUCCUGAGUGAAUUGAUGAUUUCUGCAUACUUGGUGCUACUUCAGCUGUCUCCUGCUGAACUUCUGACAUUAGUUGGUAUUGAUUUAUUUUAAUAUCUGAUGGCUUAGUAAAUGUGAUGGUACUUACAGGACACGCUGUUCUGCUACAUUUGGUGUAUGCUAGCUCUCUUAGAAAUAUGAUUUACUGCCUCUCGUGUAACUGUGUGGUAUCAAGAGCAUAUAAUACUGAUCCACAUUUUACAAAACACUUAUUUUGGUGUGUUUAAGUUACACAUGCAGCUAUGUGCUCUUCUGGAUCCAAACUAGAAUGAUUGUUCUCUUGCAGAGCAGUCUUUAAGAGAAAAUCUAAGUGCAUGGGAAGAAGAAUGGCACCAAGACUCUUAUAUGCAAAUAAACAGAUUUUUUUUUCUUGCAUAAUUUGGGUUGACCUGUAUGGAUAUAUGACUCUGUUUUGAAAUAUCUUUCAAAUGGUGGAAAUUGAAAACUUCGGUGUUUUCAUACAGGUUCAAUUGGAAGUGCUGUGCCUUGCCUGGCUCUGGGAGCCAACUGUUGGAAUGCGUUUUGCUAAGUUACCAAGAUCUUAUUACAUCUUAAAUGUCAGGUUUAUCCCAAGAUGCUGUGGAUACAUGAUACACGCUGCCUGUCAUGGCUGCUCGUGAGGAAUUAAGCCGCUGUUGAAGAAACAGCUGGCUUGGGUUGCCAAGUGCUAAUGGAGAGACUUUUAAAGGGAGUAUACAGGGAUCCACAUAUAAACCAAGAUAUCAAAAAAAUAAAAAAUAAAAUGUGUGAACCGGACCAUGGAACAUUGUUUACACCUCAAAGGAUUAGUGAUGUAGAAAAUCUGGUGACUUCUAUGAAAAAUGGUCUAUGCAUCCAGAAGUGUAAACCCAUUGACUACAAACAUCUAUAUGAACUUGCUGCAACAGAAAAAAUGGCAUCAGCAAAAAUUCAAUUAAAGAUUAAAAAAACAGAACAAAUUUCAAAAAUUAACAAAGAGCAAAUGCUGCUGAAACAGCAUCGCCAAGUGUGGUGGCAAGAGCAUAAAAGACUGAGUGAGAACAGGGAAAAAGCAGAAGCAGAAGUAAAGAUUGUUCUUGAUGAAGGAAGUCAUAAGUAUGACUCUUUUUUGGACAUACGGGACUUGGAGCAUAAAUUAUCAAAGGAAUGGGAUGCAUACCAAACAAAUACUGUAGCUCCUAUCUGGCAACUAAGAGAGAAAUUGAAAUUCUGGAUGUCUGAAAUGCAGCAUUACCUCUCAGAAGACUCUUGUCUGAAAUAUAAGUUCAGUCCAGUUGACAUGUUACAGCAGAUUGAAUUUGUGAAGAAGCAACAGGAAGCAAUUCUGGAAUUUCUUAACCUUGAAAGUCUGACUGUGGAAAGAGAGCUUGAAGCCUAUAAAAGAAAAGCUUUAGUGCGUUCUUCUGAAGAAAAAAACAAACUUUUCCAUGAAGUUCCUUCAGCUCUACUAUCUUUGGAGUUCCCCUAUCCAGAUUUGAAGAACUUAAUUAUCAAGGAGUACUGUAAGCUUGCAAAUGAAUACUGGUCUAAGCUUCAAGAGGUUGAUCAACAGCUAAAAGUCGUAUAUAGGAACAGUGAAUGGAAAGAAGAAGAUCAGUGGGUUUUUCAGACUGUUAUCAAUCAGUAUCCAAGUGAUCUUCAGAGAAGAAGGACUUUGUACCUUGAUGUGCUGCAGAGAUACCUUCCUCACAAAUCUAGGCACGAUCUGGUUAUUCAUGAGAGAGCUUGGGAUCAUUACAAUUUCCUUAGAAAUCAACACAGAGUUUUGAUAUUAAAUUGGAUUCAAGCUAGGAAAGCCUUUUUACUUAAGGCGGUGAUGGCUGUUACUGAAGCCUCCGCUGCUCAGGAAGAAGAAGUAGCGUCUGCUGAUAACAAACAGAAGCAACAGGAGAUUUGUGCUGAUCUGAAAGCCAAGGUUCUACAAUGGAGAGCGCAACAGGAGGAGGUAGCUAAACUAGAAGCUGCUAUAGCUGCUAGAAGAAAAGAAAAGGAAGAUGAGAAAGAAAGGCUACGGAAAGAACAGGAAAUGAUUCACAGAGCUCAGGAGAAAGAAAAAGUCAAAAGGUACUGGGCUGAGAAACAGCUCAAGUGUCAAGAACAGGAAGAGAAAGAUCUACAACGUAUGAAGGGAUUAAGAAAAUUAAUGGCUAAACAAGCAAUUAAAGACAGAGAACGGGUAAAGUUUAGACAAGCAUUGCUAGACAAGCGGCUCCUGGAGAAAAAGGAACAAGCCCUUCAAGAAGCACGUGAAGAAGAAGAAAAAGAGAAAUGCCUUGAAGCACUCCGACAAAAGGUUUCUGUUGUUGCAAAAUUAGAUCCAGCUAGAGUAGUGGCUGAUACAGUGACAUCUAAAGCUCGGAUGGGCAUUGGAACCAAGGAAGAGUUUGUUCUUCAAAAGCCACUGUUUAAGUUGCAUACGUUCAGUGAAGAGCAGAGUUCGAGUUGAGUUAGCUCUUCGAGAAGCUGGACUUCAUAAAACACUUUACGCAAAAGAAAUUUUACCAAAAAUUCCUCCACUGAAACUUCCAAGAAGAGAUAUGGAAUCUACGGCUUUUAAAAG